GCUACUCCUCCACCAGGGCUGGGAACUUAUAAAAGACGUUGAAUUAUAGCUCGUGCGAUCAGUUUUCUCAACAUGUCACAGUGGUGCAUAAGGCCAGGAGGACCUUUCAACCAGGAGGAUCCUUCACCUGUUCGGACCGAGCCGCCAACACACAGCAGGAUGGAAGCAAAGAUGUACGGAGCCGGUUCUGAGUUAUCGAUUGUCAGCCGAAGCACGAUGAGCACCUGGAUAUCGGAUAGCCAUUUCGUAGACGAAAUUCACAAAAAGCGUCGCCGUGUGUGCAAACGAUGGCGAAAAACGUGCACCCGCGAUUUACUGUACCGACGGCUACCGUUCUUAUCGUGGAUCACCAAAUACGAUUUGUCUAAGCUUCUUUCCGAUGCCAACGCUGGCAUGGCCGUUUCCUUGACGGCCAUCCCGCAAACGAUCGGCUACGCGGCCGUGGCUGGACUUCCGGCACAGAUCGGUCUUUACUCCGCCUUUAUGGGGCCGUUGAUGUACAUAUUCUUCGGUACCGUCAGAGAAAUCUCUGUCGGCCCAAAUAGUGUCCUCGCUUUGAUGAUCAACUCAUACGUCAGCGAAGGCGGUGUCGCCUACGCCGUGAUCCUAGCCUUUCUCACUGGUAUCAUCCAGCUGAUUAUUGGUUUAUUGAAUUUAGGUUUCAUAGUCGAUCUUAUAUCGGCACCUGUUAUUUCAGGAUUCUGCUCAGCAGCUGCCCUGACUGCCAUCGCCACACAAAUGAAAGGGCUGUUGGGAUUGAAAUUUCAAGGCUCUAAUUUCCUCGGAGUGUGGCGCGGGGUCUUUGAAAAUUUGUCCGACAUCAACUAUUAUGACGCUGGAUUAGGAUUCUUAACCAUAUUCUUACUGCUCAUUAUGCGAAAGCUCAAUUGUAUGGUGAAUCUUGAAGUCUUCAAGGAAAAGGCUUGUUUUCAAAACCGAUGGAUUUCUCGGGCAUUGUGGUUCGUCUCAUCGAGCCGUAACGCUUCCGUGCUUAUAUUCAGUUGUCUGGCAGCGUACCUGCUGGAAAUAAACGGAUUGAAUCAAUUGACCUUGUCAGGUGACAUCGAGCCAGGAUUGCCAUCAUUCCGGUUGCCACCAUUUCAGAUCGAGCGUCAAGUGGAUGACGACGAAACGCAGAUCCUUAAUUUUACAGACAUUUGCGCCGAAAUUGGAGCUAUGGGCAUUAGCUUGUUCCCGUUAGUCUCCAUCCUCGAGCAAGUGGCUAUCGCCAAAACUUAUUCUCACGGCAAAAGCACCGAUGCCACUCAGGAGAUCAUCGCUCUUGGUAUCGGCAAUAUCGCCGGUUCCUUCGUUGGAGCUAUGCCCAUUUCGGCCAGUUUUGGUCGCUCAGCAGUUCAGUCCUCGAGCGGUGUAAGGACUCCUAUGGUCAACGUAUUUUCAAGCGGUGUAAUCCUAUUGGCCUUAGGUCUCCUCAUGCCUGCAUUCUAUUAUCUACCCAAAGCCGUGCUAGCUGCCGUUGUCAUCUCAUCCGUCAUGUUUUUGGUAGAAUACGAAGAAAUCAAGCCAAUGUGGAAAUCGAGAAGAAUCGAGCUGCUUCCGCUGGUGCUGACGUUUUUCAGUUGCUUGUUGGUAAACAUGGAGUUUGGCAUUAUACUGGGAGCUGGCUUUCACCUGUUGCUCCUCUUGCACAUGGGGAAUAAGCCAAAAAUCUCUGUCGGUGACAUUCAGGCCAUAAAUGUCAUCAAAACGACGUCAGCUGAUUCGACUAUGUUGGUGCUUGGUCAAACGACUUCGAGGCCGAUCCCGGUCCAACAACGAAAAUCAGUCCGUGAAUUGGUCAACACCUCGACCAUUGAAGCCAAACGGAUACGAGUGAUUUGUGACCGCAGUCUGCAUUUCCCCGGCAUCGAGACUUACCGACAGCGCAUCAACCAGGCGAUCGACGAGGAAGGCGGAGAGAAACUCACCGUCAUCGCCGACAUGGAACGCGUCCUCGAAGUGGAUUAUACGUCGCUCAAAGUACUCAAGUGUAUGCACGCUGACUUACAGAAGCGAGAACACACACUUAUUUUUGACAAAGCCAACGAGGUUCUUCAACAGCAUCUGACGACGGCUAUGGAGAUUCCCGUAUCGGCGUUCAUACAAAUAACCCGUCACAAUAUAACCGUCUAGUGUUUUAAAAUUGAAUCUAUUUUAUAAUUGUGUGCACUAACUGUGCUACUUACAGAGUUGCUUCCGAUAAAAAAAAGUCGAUUUCAAGCGCUCAAAUCUCGUGUGCUGACGGUGCGUUGUUUUCUCCCCCUCUGAAGUGCAAGUUCCUGCGAUAGAGUAUGUUACGUAUUUUAUACGAAAAGACGAUGGUUUCUGUGUUCUUUAUAUCAAAUUGAAAGUUGAAAUGUAUAAUACAGUGAAAAUUGACGGUA
Daphnia carinata is the source of this 2384-nucleotide messenger RNA. RefSeq names its product sodium-independent sulfate anion transporter-like. NCBI's taxonomy places the organism in Eukaryota, Metazoa, Arthropoda, Branchiopoda, Diplostraca, Daphniidae. The coding region runs from base 73 to 2133 and encodes 686 amino acids. The record is from RefSeq and is a predicted model, not a curated record. Gene Ontology annotation, molecular function: secondary active sulfate transmembrane transporter activity. Gene Ontology annotation, biological process: transmembrane transport. The transcript has 12 exons. Gene Ontology annotation, cellular component: membrane.